AUGGAGCCAGACGGCAACGGAGAAACGGCAGUGCCUAGCGCGGCAUGUCAUCAACCUCCCAUGAACCACGACAACAUCCAUCGAUCAGGUUCGUCGAACAUAGGCCUGCAAGGGCUUGCGAUUGAGGGCAACAUGAAGGAAGAGACCGCGAAGCGCAAAGCUGAGGACGAGCCGUCCUCGCCGACCGCGACGAAACGGGUCAAGCACAAUGAUUCGGCCGAGCCAGAGAAGAAACCGGCGAUGAAGCCGAUACCCUUUCCAGAGAAGCCCGCUGUCAUCGAGGAGCGCACCGGCGAGAUCGAAUUCCGAGUAGUCAACAACGACAACGAGCGCGAAUCCCUUAUCAUCCUCACCGGCCUCAAAUGCAUCUUCCAGAAGCAGCUCCCCAAGAUGCCGAAAGAUUACAUCGCGCGUCUCGUCUACGAUCGGACCCACUUGUCGAUAGCUAUCGUCAAGAAGCCCCUCGAAGUUGUCGGCGGCAUCACUUAUCGUCCCUUCAAGGGCCGCCAGUUCGCUGAAAUCGUCUUUUGUGCCAUCAGCUCCGACCAGCAGGUUAAGGGCUACGGCGCGCAUCUCAUGUCUCAUCUCAAGGACUAUGUAAAGGCCACGAGCGACGUGAUGCACUUCCUCACUUACGCCGACAAUUACGCCAUCGGAUACUUCAAGAAGCAAGGAUUCACCAAGGAGAUUACCCUUGAUAAGAGCGUUUGGAUGGGUUACAUCAAGGAUUAUGAGGGUGGUACGAUUAUGCAAUGCUCAAUGCUGCCGCGGAUCCGAUAUCUCGAAAUGGGCCGCAUGCUGCUCAAGCAAAAGGAGUGCGUGCAGGCCAAGAUCCGCGCGUAUUCAAAAUCGCACAUUGUUCAUGCCCCUCCGAAAGAGUGGAAGUCCGGCGCGAAGCCCAUCGACCCGCUCAGCAUCGACGCCAUCCGCGCAUCCGGUUGGUCCCCGGACAUGGACGAGCUCGCGCGCCAGCCUCGCCACGGCCCCAACUACAACCAACUCCUCCACCUCCUCAACGAUCUGCAGAACCACCAGUCGGCGUGGCCCUUUCUCGUGCCUGUCAACAAGGACGACGUUGCCGAUUACUACGAGGUUAUUAAGGAGCCUAUGGACCUCAGCACCAUGGAGACCAAGCUCGAGGCGGACCAGUACGCCACGCCCGAGGACUUCAUCCGCGACGCCAAGCUCAUUUUCGACAACUGCCGCAAGUAUAAUAAUGAGUCUACGCCGUACGCGAAGAGUGCCAACAAGCUGGAGAAGUUCAUGUGGCAGCAGAUCAAGGCCAUCCCCGAGUGGUCUCACCUCGAGCCGUAG
Molecule: messenger RNA, 1314 nt
Organism: Colletotrichum spaethianum
Lineage: Eukaryota; Fungi; Ascomycota; Sordariomycetes; Glomerellales; Glomerellaceae
Product: histone acetyltransferase GCN5
Exons: 3
Coding region: 1-1314 (437 amino acids)
Biological process (GO): positive regulation of transcription by RNA polymerase II; chromatin remodeling
Cellular component (GO): histone acetyltransferase complex
Molecular function (GO): histone H3 acetyltransferase activity; protein binding
Source: RefSeq, a predicted model, not a curated record